This is a messenger RNA of Oryzias latipes (Japanese medaka), 3966 nucleotides long. Its product is annotated as kinesin-like protein KIFC3. Gene Ontology annotation, cellular component: microtubule cytoskeleton. NCBI's taxonomy places the organism in Eukaryota, Metazoa, Chordata, Actinopteri, Beloniformes, Adrianichthyidae. The record is from RefSeq and is a predicted model, not a curated record. Gene Ontology annotation, molecular function: microtubule motor activity; microtubule binding; ATP binding. Gene Ontology annotation, biological process: microtubule-based movement.
UAUUUUAUGUUGCAUUUUGCUUUUUAGGAAGAUUUAAGACUUGCUGCUUUUCAUCCAUCACCAGGCUCUUGCUGUGGUAUCAGCUUCAUUUCUUCACCUCCGUCGGUCUCCAUGUCAGUCUAAUCUAUCACAACAUCCCUGCAGCAGUACGAGGAAACCGCACUGAGCAUGCUCCCUGCAGCUGCUGCCUGUGGAUGGAGCAGUGUGGAGACAAGGAACAGAGGGAGGAGAGAGGAUAUGGAAUAAACGGAGCAGUGCAGCGAUGCUGCUGCAGCUCUGAGAACAACGGCUGCAAACCUAACGCCACAGAUGGAGCGUGGCAGCAACCUCAGAAUGGCUGCAUGGACUGACUGCCACCGAACAAAAGACAUCAUUUAAGGUGAGACUGGACAGCGUGAAGAUGUAUGCCUUUUACUCCCUUUUAGUCUACAUCUUCUACACCGUCUUUAAAAAAGAGGAGGAGGAAACCUUGCAGGGGGAACACGAUGCUUCCCCAGACGAGCCAGGACCUGUUACCAUGGAAACAAGGAGCAAGAGAAGUGAUGGCCACACCCCCAGAAUGGGAAAGAAAGCUUGUGCUCAUUUAAGUGAAUCAAGCAGCAGCAGUGACGGUGAUGAACUGAGCGAUGAGGAUGAGGAGGAUGACUUGGUCAAACCGGCGUGUACUCCUCUAGCUGCCUUUUUGUCUUUCAAGCAAGAGGCUGAGAAGAGGAGGACCCCCCCGCUUCAGACCACAUCGCUGACGGAGUCUCCCCUGGUGGCCGUGAUGUCCCACUUGCUGAGUUUUUUGGAGCAGUACUCCCAUUUCCAGCAGCUGCAGCAGCAAGCUGAUCAAUACCGAGUUCAGCUGAAGAGGCACCGUGUUCAGCACAGACGUCAGAUGAAGGCCCUACGGUCCUCGUAUCGCCAGCGCCUCCGAGACAAGAACAACAUCAUAAGCAGCCUGGAGGAGGCUGUCAGCCAGCAGCAGAGCCCCAGCCCUUUAAGUGAGGGUGAGUCGAGCAGUAACAUUGGGACACCGGCUGGGGUUCACAGGCUGGUGGAGUCUCUUUAUGGCCUGCAGGGUGAGAGGAGUAAACUGAGAGGAGAACUGCAUCUGCUGCACUCACAACUGGAGCAAAAAGAACAAGACAGACACUCGCACAUACGAGCCUUUCAACAGCAGAUUGAUGAGCUGAAGAGCUGCAUUGAGGAGCGUGAAGAGGAGCUGUCACGACUGAGAACAGCAACAGGCGCCACAGACUCAGAGAAGCGAGUGCUGUGUCUGUCAGCAGAGAACGAGAGCUUGAAGCAGAGCCUGAGCGUGACACAGGGCCUCCUGCAGCAGCUCUCCACCAUCCCUUCCCAGUCCAGCAACAUGCUCAUCAAGGAAAAUGAGAAUCUCCGCAGCAGAGUGCAGCAGCUAGAGAGCUCCCUGCAGCAACGUGCCGAGCAAGUUUCACAACUGGAGAGAAGGAGUGAGCAGAGUGAGUGGAGAAGAGCGGAGGAGCUGAGGAAACGAGAGGACAGAAUGAGGGAGCUGCAGCUGGAGCUGGACAGAGAGAAGGGAAAGGAGCCUGUUGUAAAGUAUGUGACUCAGACUGUGGAGGUGGAAUCAGCAGCAACAGUGAAGCAGCUGAAUAAAGCCAGACAGAGGAACGAGGUAUUGGCUGAAAGGCUGUCCAAUCAGAACGAGCACUGCAGGCAGCUGGAAGAGCAAAUCCGAAAGUCUGAUGAGUACAGCUGCAAUCUGCAGCACAAGAUCGCAGCAUAUGAGAGAGAAAUCACCAAACUGAGGGAGGAACUGUUGAAAGAAAUUGGACAUUUGGAGGAGAGGAAGGAGGAAGCAGUGAGAGCUGCUGCCAGCUGCUCAGCAGACCACUUUCAGAACCUGCAGGAUCAAUUCUUCACUUUACAGAAGCGUCUCACAGCACUCCCUCCAACUUUACGCUCCAUGAAGACGGAUUACGCCAGUCUGAGGAGCCAAGUUCGAAACUUCUCAGAGUUUUAUGGAAGCGCCAUCAAUGAAGCGAAAAAGCAGAUUGCAGCUGCCAUUAACCAAAUGUCUGAAGCCAACAAAGAUCUUCUGGAGAAGUACAGAAAAGAGGUUGCACUGCGCAGGAAGUACCACGAGCAGCUGGUGGAGCUCAAAGGCAACAUUCGCGUUUUGUGUCGCGUGAAGCCUGUGCUGAAGGAGGAUCAGCAUGAGGAGGGCCAGUCUGUGGUCGUUGCCAUAGACCCCAACAAUGAAUCCUCUCUGACUGUGUUAACAAAAGGAAAGGGUCGUGUCUUUGAGCUAGACAAGGUCUUCCAACCACAGGCCACUCAGGAAGAGAUCUUUCAGGAGAUUGAGCCUCUUGUGACGUCAAGCAUUGAUGGAUACCAUGUCUGCAUAUUUGCAUAUGGACAAACUGGUUCUGGAAAAACCCACACUAUGGAGGGCACCGUGGAAAACCCUGGAAUUAACCAGCGAGCUCUGAAACAUCUCUUUCAUGAGAUCGAGGAGAGGAAGGACAUGUGGUCUUACAAUGUCUCCGUCAGCUCUGUGGAGAUCUACAACGAGGUGUUGAGAGACCUGCUAAGUAAGGAUGGAGAGAAACUGGACAUAAAGAUCAACCCCGAUGGAACAGGACAGCUGCAUGUGCCUGGCCUCAGAGUUAUAGAGGUCAAUAGUUUUCAGCACAUCAAAAAGAUUUUAGCCACAGCUCGACGAAACAGGAUCACCUUCGGCACUCAGAUGAACCAGCACAGCUCUCGCUCCCAUGCUCUGCUCUGCAUCACUGUUCAGGGCACUGACCUCGCCACAGGCUCCAAAACCACCGGCAAAUUGAACCUGGUGGACCUGGCAGGCUCGGAGAGGGUGUGGAAAUCUGGGGCCGAGGGAGAAAGGCUGAAAGAAGCCCAAAAUAUCAACCGCUCACUGCUGGCUUUGGGGGAUGUCAUUCAGGCUCUCCGUGCUCGACAGACUCACGUCCCCUUCAGGAACUCUCGCCUCACCUACUUAUUGCAAGACUCCCUGGGCAAAGGCAGCAAAACGGUCAUGGUGGUCCAGGUUUCUGCUCUGGAGAGUAACGUCGGAGAAACACUGUGCUCUCUAAAGUUUGCUCAGAGGGUGUGCAAGGUGGAACUAGGUCCUGCAGCCAGGAAGAUUGAAUCUGGUGUGGGACAGUGUGACUGAAUCAUCUGGAGUCUGCCUGAUCAUCAUCCAACCGACCAGCCAGUUCCAAUACUAGAAUAACCCUCAAAGCUCUGCAGCAAUCCUGAUCAAGGGCUAAAUGUGCAGCUGUUGCUGACACCCGAACACAAAACUCCAUCAUAAUCAUCCACUUCUGUCGCCAUAAUUCUUAAUCUUUCCUCAGUCUGCAUGGAGGAGUUGGUAUCUUCCAAUGGCCUCGUUCUUCUUCCAGUCUGGCUAAUGAACAGAGAAAUUCUCAUCAGGAUAUCAACACUUCAGUUCAUGCUGAGUUACUCAUCCUGUUGUAAAUGUCUGUAGUUUGUAAUCUUCAUCCCAAAAGUGAUGUAUAUCCAAAGGUUGUAGUGUGUGGGAGUAGCUGAAGUACAAGCUGCUAAUUUAUGUCAGAUUUUUGCAGCCUUUUUCUCUUUAGAGCGUUUGCCUUUUGUGGCAGGAAUCUGUUGUGGAAGGAGCGGGUGGCCUUUAUGUCCCGAGCUGUGCAGUACGCUCCUUCAAGAUGAGGGGAGUUUUCACUGAAGAGGCACUUUAUUGUAAAAGGAACGUACCAUUUCAGCUCAAAUGCUUGUAAUAGAGUUCACUAGUGAAGUUCAUACCAAAUACUGUUUAUGGGUUCUAUUUUGUUCAUUGAUUUAUCAGCGCUUUAAAGACAGUUUUGACUAUAAUGUAGCAACACGUUGAUGUCGCAUCAACUAACUUGAGUGCUUAGAGUCACUAAAGAUAAUAGUGAAUCUUCAGGUAAUUUUAUCAAUAAAUAUGGGUUUUGAAAAGUGCUUUUUGUCUGAAUAUUCACUGAU